UAGUCCAGGACACUCCCACUUAAAAUCGCCGUGUCUUGAUGUCACAGAGCGGACUCGCCCUUUAACCUGACCAUGGAGGACUCCGCUUUGCAGAUUUUUUCGAACAAAGCGGCGUUUUUGCUGCUGCUGGUCUCGUCCGUCGUGUGGCCGGUGACUGAGGCGAUUAGAGUGCGACCAGCCCAGCGGCCGCUCGAGCCCGAGCAAGGACCGCAAUGCGAGGUGCAGAGCUACACCCUGCGAAGCGACAUCCACCUCAGGUACUCAACGUCCAUGCUGCGCAUCCAGGUGGCCAACCCUGAGCGCAGCUGGCGCACUUUGGAGUGCGCAUUGAACGUGGUUAUUCCUGAAGCUGCAUUUCUCUCUGGAGUUCUGGCGGAAAUUGGUGAAAAGGUUAUUGAAACCAAAGUUGUUGAGCGCAAAAGUGAAAAUGUGAUGGAAUACGAGGACGACGAAGACGAAACAUUAGAACCUUUUGAAAUUCCAAGAGAAUCGAAACUGGUAAAAAUUGGUCUUUCAUUGCGCGCAAAAGAAGAGGCCGUUCUUUAUAUUUCAUAUGAGCAGCUCAUUACAAGAAAAUUAGGAAUCUAUGAGGUAGUGCUCAAUUUGCAUCCGGGACAGAUAGUACCAGAAUUAAGAGUCGAUGCGUUUAUUCACGAGUCCAGAGAUUUGUCUGUUUUGCGUGUGCUCGGGCUAAGAUCCGGAAAGGAGAUUGAUCCUUUGGAAGGGCAGAGCGAAUUUCCUCUGGCUAAAAUAAUAAGACCGUCAAACCGUGAGGCGCACAUUAUUUUCUCGCCCAGUAGGAAGCAGCAGGCGCAAUUCGCCAAUUCGAAGAUGUGGCUGUCCAACAGUGAAAACGGCAUUUUAGGGCAGCUUGUCGUUCAAUUUGAAUUAGUCAGGCAGAAAGACGGCGAAAUUACUAUUAAAGAUGGAUUUUUUGCACACCACUACGCACCGACUGCCCUGAGCGUUUUACCCAAGCACGUGGUUUUCGUCCUUGACCUGAGCAGCUCAAUGGCUGGAAGACGCAUUGCACAACUAAAAUUGGCCAUGGCAUCGAUUUUGGACGAGCUUAAGAACGAUGACUUUUUCUCCAUUAUUCAAUUUAACAGUUUCAAAUCGGUUUGGAGACCUUACAGCAAAGAGAAAAAACGACCCAAAGGAAGUCGUCGUCCCAGGCAAUUUGGGCAGAGCAUUAAUUAUGGUUACUCAAAUAAUCGAGAAACACCCGUCACCGACAGCACUAGACCCAAAAGACCUUUUCAAAAGCAGCCCGAUGACUUGGAAGGCGCCGGCCGCGUCAUCCCAGCAAAACCGCACUACAUAGCAAAAGCGAAAAGAUAUAUCAACCGCAUGAAAGCCUCCGGAGGCACCAACAUACAAAAAGCGCUUUUGAAGGCAAUCGAAAUAGCGCACUCGACUGACGUUCCACUCGCGUUGGUCGUUUUCUUGACGGACGGCGAUUCCACAGUUGGCGAGACCAAGACAAGUUACAUUUUGAAACUGGCCAGAGAAGCGAAUCGAAAGGAAAAGUGCACGCCAAGUCACUACCAAGAAACCGCAGACGACCCACCUUGCAACGUGACUGUAAAACAUGUUCCAAUAUACAGUCUGGCUUUUGGAGAAGAGGCGAACAUUUACUUUUUGAGAAGGCUCUCCGCUGAAAAUUUUGGAACUGCACGCAGAAUCUACGACGCGGAGGACGCGGCUAUCCAGCUUCAGGAAGUUUACGCUGAACUAGCCGCGCCAGUUCAGGCUGAUUGCAUUUUCCAAUAUCCAGAAAACAUGGUGGAUUCAGAGUGGGUCACGCAACACAAAUUUGCGGCCGCUUUUCUGGGGUCGGAAAUCGUAGUGGCUGGAAAACUUUCGGCUGACGACGCGGAAAAGAGCGGCGAACAAGAAGCACGGGAUGAAAGCGGUGACGGCGACUUUUGGGGUGAAGUGAAAGGUGCGCAAGCGACCGGAGAAGUGUCCACGGUGCAUCUACCAGACUCGGAAAUUGAGUUUUAUCCAAAUACAAAAUUCAACCCCAACUUGUCACACAUGUGGGCCUAUUUAACAGUAUAUCAACUUUUGCUGGGGUCUGCGGCUCGAGAUUCGCGCGACGAAGCGACACAAAUAGCGUUGGAGUUUUCAUUUGUGACGGCUACGACGACUUUGCAACCGCACUUUGAGGGCGAUCAUGAUGAUGUUUUGAUUGCAGUGGCGACUUCAAUUUUGCGAAUCCAGCUGCCUGCGAGCCAGGAAGUGGGCAACAUUAUGGGCGACGAAAACGCUGGAAACACAGACGUGUGUUCCGAGGGCGGUGAGGGCGAGUACUGGUUCCCUUUGCAACAAGCAUUCAUCCCGUGCGGAGAACGAAAAGUGACACACCAUGUGCCUGCUUCCUCGCAGCAGCAGAGCUCGGAAAAUUUCGGGCGCAAUCAAAUUCACGAGCCGAACAACUCGGUAGGGGACAAAGAGGAGGUCGACGACGUUGACUUUGAAGAGGACAAAAGCAUCGAGCAAAAGUACAGUCUUGUCGAUUUGGAGUCUCUGUCCUGGUUGAAGGACGUUCGCUAUGGACCCAGAUAUUUAGUUCUGCCAAAAGGACGAGGAGGGGAAAAUCAACUUUUUUCGCUUGGAUUAAAUGAGGUGUCUAAUGAAGCUUACUCGCCAUGCUUGUCUCCACUGAAAGAGCCGAGCCACUGCAGGCAUUUGCAUUUUUGCUCCAUUUCGGAACUAAAAGACGACUUCUACGAAUUCCUUCGCUUCUUCUGCUCCAUUAAUCACUUUGCAGGAGUCUGCUGUCCUGACAGUCUUUUUGCCAGCGAGGAAAACAACAUGCCACCCUACGACAAGUAAAUUUGGGAAUUUUGUGAAAAUCCUCAACAGAGGUUUGACGGAGGGCAAAGGUAUUUGGAGGAAAACGCGGAAAGCAUCGAGGCGCGCGCGUUCCAUCACGUCGGCCUGUUCGCUCAGCACAGAUUAAAGAAAACACGCAGCGCCUGUAUCUCACCAUGUAUUUUCUCUGCACGGCGUGGAAUAUAAAGGCCAACAUUUAUAAUCGUUUAUCCUCUCUCGCUCGCGCGGGUCAAUGCGGGCAGCUUUUGCUUUGCGGAGCCGCCGACGGUGUGAAUUAAGGAGUCAUUUUGUGGUGGCCCAUCUGCCUGAAUAAACUAUAAUGCACUGCAUUUUUCAGGUUGCGCGCGGCGAGGCUAAAUGACAAGCCUCGCUCGGGAAUUUCAAUUACACCUCCCGCGCGCGAUAUUAUUAUCAUUGUUGUUUAAAAGCGGCGGCGGUGGUGCGAGGAUUAUUUUUUGUUUUGUUGUCUAAUAGUGUCACACUCACAACACACAGGAAUCGUAAAGUAAAUUAAAGUAUAAUGGUCGGAGGCGGGCGGCUCUUUUGUCUGAUGUGGUUUUCAGCAAUAAUCAAGAUUAUCUCACAAAGGAACAUUUUUUCCUAUUGGCCUUUGCAUCGCCUAUUCCUUUCCAGGGCUUUCAAAACGAUAAGAAUAGAAAAGUUUCAAUUAACGAUUUUCGAUUUUAAAACCAAAGUCUUUCAUGAAUUAUUUAAUUUUUUAAAACAACAACUACUUUUGAAAUACAUGUAUUUUUAUUGCAUUGGAAAAACGUUUGAUAUUUCUACAAAGACAGCAAAGUCAUAUGAUACUUUCUCUGAUUUGUUUUUUUAAAUUAUACAAUUUUUCAUUCCAGAAUUAUAUGAGCCACUUUUGAAGAGCCCUCACAUUUGAAACUUGUUUUAUAUAAUAGUUUGAUUGCUGAUGCACGCUUUCGGUGGAAAUCUGUGAUGCCGGCCGUGAACAAUUUCAAAUUGUCAUUGUUAUUCACGAUUAAGUACAAUAGAAAGCCAAUGACACUGCUAAAAAAACAUCACACACCGGCUUUUCUUUGAGAAUUUUCUUAACUUAGCAGUAUAUUUAUAUUAGGCUUGUUGUUCAAAAUUCUAUGGAUCACUUUGUUCUCACGAUUGUGUUUCAAUGUGAAACAUACUGUACAAAUUAAUUAAUUGGUAGUUCUUAAUGCAUUAUAAUAACCUCUUAAUCGCAACUUACAUCAUUUAUACACACUUUUGUUAAUAAGAGAAACUUUGGGAAUCAUAAUACUUUUACAAUUAUAUGUUUCAUUGAGGAAUGCAUUUUAAUCGAUUCUUGUUGGCGACGAAUUGUGUUCCACACUUCUUCUUGUUUUGUGUAAAAAUAUUUUUGAGGUACAAUUUUUGCACUGGCGGUGUGCGUUAUUUUUUGUUUACACUUUGACUUUAAACUUUUUUAUCAAAUGAAACAAAGAUAAAUAUGUGAUUGUGUGCUACUUUUAGUAUUAGAUUAUUUGUCAAAAGUUAUUGUUUGUACUUCUUGUUGGUUUAUCUUCUUUCUGUUGUCAAUUGUUUGAUUUUUAUCCACUUGACUCUUCAGUGAGAUAAUUAAUAAGUGGAAUUCUAUGUUGACUCAAACCUUAUUGUUUGUUUUGUACUCUUGAGUAAUAAUUAUUUAUCUUUGAACAAUUCUCAAUUGCGAUCUACUCCAUCAAUCUUUGUCUUGUAAUGCGCCGUCGAUUUGUGAGGCCAUACAAUUAUUGUUGAAAAAGCUUCUCAUUGAUAAAGCCAGCCAGCUUUUAACUUGUGCUCUGUAUAAUAAACGACAAAAAGUGAUUAUAUAAGACAAUAAUAAAAACGCAUAAAAUGCGUCUUGUGUACAAAAUUUAUUGGAAAAUAUACAUGCUUGCAGAAUCAUUUCCAUUACAGAGAAAAUUGUAAAAUUUUGCCCUUCCAGAAGUUAUCUAGAAAGUCUUGAGGUGUGUAUUAAGUAAGGCUUAAAAGCUGUUUGUUGCAAUGAUGAGACAAUACAUAAUAUGCUGAUUAUUGUUAUUGUCUCUGCAGUAAAAGUCUUUGAUAUCGCCGCAGCGGCUUUUGUUGCGCAAAGCCAAUUUCAGAGAGAGCACAAUGGCGGCGCUCCGUCGACUAUGUGCCGCAAUGAAUAAUGAAAUUCGCGUGUUUGUACAUGCGCCCGCGAGUUUUGUGUUUGGAGCCGCGCGUUUUUCAUUGUAUGCUGUUGUGUGUCUAAUAAACUUGAGCUGCAAU
Molecule: messenger RNA, 5079 nt
Organism: Neocloeon triangulifer
Lineage: Eukaryota; Metazoa; Arthropoda; Insecta; Ephemeroptera; Baetidae
Product: inter-alpha-trypsin inhibitor heavy chain H5-like
Exons: 15
Coding region: 73-2841 (922 amino acids)
Source: RefSeq, a predicted model, not a curated record